AUCAUAAUAUAACCAAAUAUAACUUGUAGGCCUGUAGGGUUCCUGAAUGCACGUGUUCCUUUUAGAAAAUUAUUUUGAAAACAAUUAAUGAUACUUCAGAUAUUAAGAACACUUAUUAAAAAGGACACGUAAAAAUUAGUUCAAUACAAAUUCAAAAUGCAACAUGAUGACGUUGUCUGGAGUGUCAUUAACAAGUCCUUUUGUUCUUUCAAAGUAAACACUAAAAGUCAAAGGUUUUGUCGCAAUGAAUAUAAUCUCACUGGUCUGUGUAGUAGGGCAUCUUGUCCUCUUGCAAAUAGCCAGUAUGCCACAAUUAGGGAAGAAAAUGGUAUUAUUUAUCUGUACAUGAGAACAGCUGAAAGAAUACAUUUCCCAAAAAAUGCAUGGGAAAAGGUAAAGCUUUCCAGAAAUUUUGAGAAAGCUAUACAACAGAUUAAUGAAAAUUUAUUGUAUUGGCCUGGUUUCAUAAAAGCAAAAUGUAAGCAAAGGUUUGUUAAGAUCACACAAUAUCUGAUACGUAUGAGAAAGCUGAGGUUGAGGAGACAAAAACAAAUUGUACCAAUUCAAAGAAAAAUUGAAAGAAGAGAAAGGCGUAGAGAGGAGAAGGCUCUUGUUGCUGCUAAAUUAGAAACAGCAAUAGAAAAGCAACUUAUGGAGAGAUUGAAACAAGGCAUGUACAACGAUAUUUAUAAUUUCCCACAAAAAGUAUUUGAUAAAGCAGUGGAAGCUGUUGAGGUUGAAGGUGAAAGUGAAGCUGAAAGUGAAGAGGAAGAGGUAGAAACACCAGAAAUUGAGAAGGAGGUAGAAAUGGAAUUAGAAGCAGAUGAAAGAGAGAAAGAAACAAAUGAACCACAUUAUAUAGAAGCAGAAACGGACGACGAAGACGAUGAAGACGAUUUUGAUAUUGAAGAAGUGCCCAUGGAAGAAGAUAGUGAUUCGGGGCAGAAAGAGAAAGUUGAAUUAUCUGACGAUUUCGAAUCUGAAACAAGUGAUAUUGAGGAUAUAGUUUCUACCAGUAAAAAAGCAAAACGUCCGAUUGUUAAAAAAGGCAAAGUGCAAAAGAGACCACGCCCGAGAGUUGAAAUUGAAUAUGAAGUGGAGGAAGAAGCGCAAGAAAGAGAACGAGCAUAAUGUGUGUCUAAUUAGAACAAUUAUAAUUGUAUUUCUAAUAAAGUUGAAACCAAUUU
Molecule: messenger RNA, 1187 nt
Organism: Osmia bicornis bicornis
Lineage: Eukaryota; Metazoa; Arthropoda; Insecta; Hymenoptera; Megachilidae
Gene: Rbm13
Product: protein MAK16 homolog A
Exons: 7
Coding region: 157-1131 (324 amino acids)
Biological process (GO): maturation of LSU-rRNA; maturation of 5.8S rRNA
Cellular component (GO): preribosome, large subunit precursor; nucleolus
Source: RefSeq, a predicted model, not a curated record